AUUUUUUUCAAGGAGGGCUACCGACAGGACUAAUGUUGGGUUGAGGCCAGCGGGCUUACGGGGCCAGUUAUGGCUCAUGGAAAAAAGCCAGGAACCAUUAUCAAAAUAUUGGCGCCCAGCCCUCCAGGACUCAGUCAACAGAGCCAAGAAGAGCAGCAAGAUUUGGUGAGGGAGGCAUCUGAGAAACCCCUGUGUACCCUGAAGGAUGAUAACAACGUCCAGCUGAUUCCUUCUGUCCCUACAAGCCACGAUUACAUGAGUUGUGACCCUAGUCCCGAGGACAUGGAGGACACCUGCUCUGAGUACGACAAUGUGGGCUCCGAUGUGGAGCAGGACUAUGACGAGGUGCUGCAUUUAAGCAAGGAGGGCGUUGUGGACACGAGGUAUUACAAACAGUACUCUCCCGAGGAUGGUGGCUAUAUAAAGCACGCAGUAGGGGAUGUUAAUGAGAACAGCAGUGCUGCUGACCAGUUCGCUCGCAGGCCUCGUCACGACAAAGAAAUAUGUGAGGGACCACAAUCAGACCCUAAGCCUCACAAAAUGGGCCAUCGCUUUAGGUCCCAUUGUGCUCCGAUUGCAGGGGAUAAAGCUGAGAGAGAGGUGGGCAAAGGCCAGGAGAACAGAUUCUUCUUCAGCGAUGGAGAUGAGAUAGAAGAGGUGCUGGAUGGGGCCACAUUUAUAGAGGAUUUAGAGGAGACAGAGAACAGUGUUCAAAGGAAGACUAGCCUCUAUCAGGACAACAGCAAUGAAAGAAUCAGAAAGGGAGAUGCUGAAAAGGAAAGAGACGAUGACACUCAAGUCACAAGAAACCAUUAUAUCCCAGGAGCCAGAAAGAAGUGUGAGUCCUCUCACAUGGGUGCAAAAGAGAAGCAGAGGCAGGGGAAAGGACGAGGGAGGAAGGUAACAGGAGAUGACAUGGAGCCUAAUGUUUCUGGGAUCAGAGGAUGCUCGACAAACAGCAAUGAACAGCGUCCAAAGACCUUGUCAAAGGAUUGCAAAAAAGCUGUUGUGCGGACCCGAGCUAGGUCUGGUUCCAGUAAGCCACACCCUCCUCCACCACCUCGUCACUCCCAUGCUCAGCCGCCUGCUGACACCUGGAAAGCCCCGCCUCGUAAAGAGACUUCCCCUGUUCCCAGAGCCAGUCCCUCCUCUGCUGACAGGGGGGAGAGUGAACCCAGGGUUAUCAGACCAUCCCGGGCUCCUAUUCACACACCGGAACAAGAGAGGGAGCCCCCGGAGGAGCGGCAGAGAUGGCCAGAGAAACCCCAGCAGGGUGAGCAGCCCAGCACAGCUGUAUUACCUGAGGUCAUGCCGGAGCAGCCGAGGAGGCCUCCGUGUCCAGAGCGUGUCCCUCAGGAGGACAGCAACACACCCAAGAACACACAGGAAGCGGCUUCUUUCCCGAGCUUUGAGGAUGUCCCAGGUCCCUGUGAGCCCGAGGACCUUAUUGAUGGGAUCAUCUUUGCUGCUAACUACCUGGGCUGCACUCAGGUGUUGUCUGAUAAGAACCCAUCCAAAUCUGUCCGCAUGUCCCAGGCCCACGAAGCUGUCAGUCGUAUCAAGAGCCAAGAUGAAGACUCUCAAAUGAUGACAGAGGUGGAUCUGUUCAUCUCCACUAAAGCUGUCAAAGUGCUGAAUGCUGACACACAGGAGACAAUGAUGGACAGUGCCUUGAGGACCAUUUCCUAUAUAGCCGACAUUGGCAAUAUUGUUGUUCUGAUGGCACGGAGGCGGAUGUCUCAGACCUCGUCGGAGGACUUCUCAGAAUCUCCCGACUCUGCCAGCGAAGGGAAGAAUCAGUAUAGGAUGAUCUGCUAUGUUUUUGAGUCGGAGGAUGCGCAGCUCAUUGCACAGUCCAUCGGUCAGGCUUUUAGCGUGGCCUACAGAGAGUUCCUGCGAGCCAAUGGCAUCAACCCGACCGACUUGAGCCAGAAACAAUACAGUGACAUCAUCAACUCCCAGGAAAUGUACCACGAUGACCUCGUCCAUUUCUCAAACUCAGACAACUGUAAAGAGCUGGAUGUGGAGAAGCAGAAAGGGGAGAACCUCGGCGUGGUGAUCGUGGAGUCUGGUUGGGGCUCCAUUCUGCCCACCGUCAUCCUGGCCAGCAUGCUGAACAGCGGCCCUGCAGCUCGCUCUGGAAGACUCAGUGUUGGGGACCAGAUAAUGUCCAUCAAUGAAACCAGCCUGGUGGGGCUGCCACUCGCCACCUGUCAGGGCAUCAUCAAGGGUCUGAAGAAUCAGGUGAUGGUGAAGCUGAGUAUUGUGAGCUGCCCUCCUGUCACCACUGUCCUCAUCAAGAGACCCGAUCUCAAGUUCCAGCUUGGUUUCAGUGUGCAGAAUGGCAUUAUCUGCAGUCUCAUGCGAGGCGGCAUAGCCGAGCGAGGCGGUGUUCGUGUUGGACACAGAAUCAUUGAAAUAAACGGUCAGAGUGUUGUGGCCAUGGCACAUGAGAAGAUUGUUCAGACCCUGUCUGUCUCAGUGGGUGAGAUCAACAUGAAGACGAUGCCUGCUGUGAUGUUCAGACUACUGACCGGACAGGAGACGCCCGUCUACAUAUAGAGACCCUGCUUGGAUCGGCCCACUGGAGUUCUGCAUGUCUGGCUGUGUGGAGCCGAAGGACACACGAUGGACAGGUGGCUCAGUGGGAUGAGGGGAAUUUAUUUUUGUAUAAUUUUAUUUUCUCGGCCUCUUGUUGGAAUGCUGUAAAGAAUAUCCAGUUCUCAUUUUCAGGUUUUAUCUUGAAUUACAUUGUUAUGAUGGCCUUACAAUGUGAAUACUCUGUCUGUGGUACUGUGCGUGAGUUUCUGGUGUUGAAGAGAAGUAGCUUUAAGGUCAUGAUUAUUUUCUUAUGAAGAGAUAAAUUAGUACAUUUAUUUUUUAUUUAGUCAUUUUUCUAAUGUGAAUGGAGUUUAUCAAAUGUACUUCUACUGUAAAUACUUUGCAUUACUCAAGGACUUGGUUGGAAAGGCCAUAUUCCUCCUACAGUAUAUGCAUGUUAUUAUGAAGAAUUACUGACCAGGUAUUCAUUCUCAAUCCAAUAUGAUAAUCUAUUACAGUAAGUAUUAAAAGAUGAUAAUAAAAUGCUGUACAAAGGCACUAAACUAUGUGUAUUAUGGUGAUGCUGAAGGCCAAAGACACACUUAACUUUCACAGGCAGUAUGAGUGAUCAUUACCGUUACCAGAGCGUACAGUACAAGAAUGUAUCACAAUAUACAUUACUGAAUGAAUGUAAUGGUAUAACACACGAAGAAUACAAUCUUAUAGAUUAAUGCUUGUUGUGGUUUUUAUUGUAUUAUGGUGGUACUGCAAAAAAAAAAGUACUUACAGACAAGACGUAAAGUACAUUUUCCUCUAUUAGACAUGAAUCAAUUGUUCUAAUCCAAGCAGUUUGAUUUUCAUUCUUUUCUCUUGUUUUUCACAUUUGUUUGAAUCUGAGAAACUGUUACGGACGGAUGCUUCAACCAAUGACGCUGCUCAGGACCUAUGUACAAAUUACACCAUGUGCUGUUGCCACGGCAACAUGCACGCCUCAAAAAUACACGCUAUCCAAAAUGUAAUCAAUAUUAAAAUAAAAAUUAUUUUUCACCUCU
Molecule: messenger RNA, 3593 nt
Organism: Pseudoliparis swirei
Lineage: Eukaryota; Metazoa; Chordata; Actinopteri; Perciformes; Liparidae
Gene: apba2a
Product: amyloid beta (A4) precursor protein-binding, family A, member 2a
Exons: 12
Coding region: 70-2562 (830 amino acids)
Biological process (GO): chemical synaptic transmission
Cellular component (GO): dendritic spine; plasma membrane; cytoplasm
Molecular function (GO): protein binding; amyloid-beta binding
Source: RefSeq, a predicted model, not a curated record